Molecule: messenger RNA, 1634 nt
Organism: Spathaspora passalidarum NRRL Y-27907
Lineage: Eukaryota; Fungi; Ascomycota; Pichiomycetes; Serinales; Debaryomycetaceae
Exons: 1
Coding region: 29-424 (131 amino acids)
Biological process (GO): nucleosome assembly
Cellular component (GO): nucleosome
Molecular function (GO): protein heterodimerization activity; structural constituent of chromatin; DNA binding
Source: RefSeq, a predicted model, not a curated record
GAAAUUAUAACAAACUAAACUUAUUACAAUGGCCCCACCUAAAGCUGAAAAGAAACCUGCUUCCAAAGCCCCAGCUGAAAAGAAACCAGCUGCUAAAAAGACCGCUUCCUCUGAUGCCGGUAAGAAGAGAACUAAGGCCAGAAAGGAAACUUACUCAUCAUAUAUCUACAAGGUCUUGAAGCAAACCCAUCCAGACACUGGUAUUUCCCAAAAGGCCAUGUCUAUAAUGAACUCCUUUGUCAAUGAUAUCUUUGAAAGAAUUGCCAGUGAAGCUUCCAAGUUGGCUGCAUACAACAAGAAAUCUACCAUUUCUGCUAGAGAAAUUCAAACCGCUGUCAGAUUGAUCUUACCUGGUGAAUUGGCCAAGCACGCUGUUUCCGAAGGUACCAGAGCUGUUACUAAGUACUCUUCUGCUUCCAACUAAGGGUGAUCUGUUCUUUCUACUUCAUUUCUGUUUAUUAUUAUUUUAGUUUAUAUCUUUUAUAGGUUGAAAGUGUACAUUAGUUUUUUCAAAUAAAUAUUAACUUCUAUUUACAUUGAAGCUCUUGCUGCUCGUCAUCUUCGUCAUGAUCGUAAAAUAUUAACAAUAACACACAGCAUAACAAGUUCAUUAAAUGAUGUAACCAAUAGGUAUGUCGUCCUCCAUAUAACACGGCGUACAUAAUAACAUAAGCCAAAUACCACAGCAAAACCUUGACAUAUCUUGGUUUAACUCUCGGUAAUUUCAACAAACUAUUUGUUUGCACGAAUAAAACAAUUGGCACUAUCGAUAACAAAUUAUGAUGGGAGCUGAAUGGAGUUUUCCAAUUGACUGCCAAAUUAUGAAUGUAAACAAUGACAAUAGGGAUGUUUAUCGGUAAGAUCCAUAACAUAAGUAAAAGUAUUGACAAUUGAUAAUUCAAGUCUUGUCUCUGUUUCCAAUUCUUAACCACAUUCAUGGCUUGUAUAACACAACACAUAGCAUAUCCAAUUUGAUAAGGUAAAUAAGUCGAUAUCGACCCGAUUAAAAGCAAUGUCGCAAUGACACGACGAUACUUGCUCGAGCCUCUGCUUGCUCUGACUGGGAUUAUGUCAACCACAUAAUGUAUGAGUGCUCCUAAGAUCCUAAGUACCAAAUAUGUAAUUAUAAUCAAAAAAUUAGCAAUUAAAUACAAGAUAAUCCCAACUAACGUAAACCCUUCAUCUAAUCCCAAAUAGAACGAAUUUAAUUUAAAAUCAGGAUGUAAACUUAAAUUAAUCUCAUUGAAAUCUUGUAUAACCACAGGGUCAAUGAAGUUUAACACAUGUUGAACAAACGGAAUAGUAACAAUUGGUUGAAUCAUAAUCAAAACAGUAAGAAGAAUCCACCAUCCACGGCGAUGAAUCAUGGCAAUCACAUUGAUAAACGAAGGAAACGUCUUUCCACUGCCAUAACUUCUAAAUUGGAAUAAUAUAACCAUACUAAUAAUUGCCACAAUCAUGGACACAAUAGAUAUUCUAUAUCUCAAUACCAAUAAUCGUAAACUAGACACCAAAUCAAUGGAAAUGUUAACUGUCAAAGGGGCGUCCCGUCCAGUCACAUCACUCCAUAAUUGAAUAUUAAUCGCAUGACUGUAACUCUCACUCUUAACUUUAAAUGGUACAAACGGUGCUAU